GUAUGAUGUUUUGACUAGCACCAGAAGAAGAAGGGUUGCUACUGUAGUUUUCUUGGUGAAUGACACUAGAUCAAAGUUUCCAGUUUCGGUUAGAGUUUCUUUCUCUGCUUGGGAACAACCUACCAUACUUCCGCGUGGAGUCGCAGCUUUUCUGACAUCUGACUCUCUGAAAAAAUGCGGGACCGGACUAAAGAGUUAGGAAAUAAGGCAGAGGCUUCAGAUGAGGACGAGGAGGCAAAAGCUCUUGUGAUCAAACCUGGAACCUCUUCAGCCAAAGAGGAGAAGGAGAACGAUGCAUUCUUUAAAAAGGUUCAAGAAAUUCACGAAGGGCUGAACAGCCUCAAACAGAUGGUGUCUAAGCUGGAGAACAAACAGAAAGCUGUGCUGGGCGAGCCGCUGCCGGACGACAGUAAGAAGAGAGAGCUGCAGACUCUUCGAGAGGAGAUCAAAACGUUGGCGGGUCAGAUUCAGAGAAAACUGAAGAGUAUUGAACCGAAGAAAGGAGAGGAGGAUGGAAAAUAUGUACCCAUAAACUCCCGGAUGCAACGGACCCAGCACGGAGUCCUGUCCAGGGAGUUUGUGGAGGAGAUGGGUCGCUGUAACACCAUCCAGGCGCAGUACAGGGACCGCAACGUGGAGAGGAUACACCGGCAGCUGAAAAUCACUGGGAAGGACGUGACAGAUGAAGAGCUGGACGCGAUGCUCGAGAGUGGGCACACGGAUGUUUUCACUCAAAAUAUCAUGAGCGAUGCUAAAGCCACGAGACAGGCUCUGAAUGAGAUCGAGACCCGGCACGACGAGAUCCUGAAGCUGGAGCAGAGCAUCAGAGAGCUGCACGACAUGUUCCAGUAUCUGGCCAUGGAGGUGGAGGCUCAGGGGGAGAUGGUGAACCGGGUUGAGCACAACAUUAAACAGUCGACGGACUACGUGGUGAGAGCCAAGGAAAACACUGAGAAAGCAGUCACAUAUCAGCAGAAAUCACGCAAGAAAAAGCUCUGGAUAGCGAUCUGUUUGGCUAUCCUCAUCCUCAUCCUAGUCAUCGCAUUGGUCUCUGCCUUCGGCACCUAACACCAGGCAGUUGGCUGUAGACUUGAUUUAGCAGAAGCACAAAAAUCCGGCUAGAUUUAUUCCGUUGUCAACCGGGCUUUUUUUCCACACUUCAUAUUCAUCUUCCAUUUACUUUUCUUUGGUCCAGACAGUUCUUUUUUUUUUUAAGAAGAGAUGUGUUUUUAACUCACUACAAUCUCACCUGCAUUUCCACUUCAACUCAAGAGGCAGUGCUGCUGGUCUAAUGGAAAUCCCCCCCCUUCAGAAUCUGCGACACAAACACCAGGACGAUUUGUGAGCUGUUAUGUCAGUGCCUCUUCCCCUCUUUCAUAAAAAUGAGGAAAUGUGGCCUUGAGCAAAGCAGUGUUGAAACCCCGCACUGUACUCAGGAAACUGUGCGUUGAUUCUUGUUACAACGUUUCUGGAUGAAUUGGGAGUAAAGAAACAGUUUUAAUAGACUAAUAUAAUUGUACAUAACCUAUAAUGCUGGUGAAUGACAUUCUUUGAGAUGAUUUUUUUAAGACUUGAAAGUUAUUUCAAACUGCCUACAUGUAACGAUUGUAAAUACAGAUUUUUCUUUUUUAGGGUCUAAAAACAAACCAGCCCUCUUUGAUUUAGGUGUCUCAGCACUGCAAUAGGAGGCCCACUUUUAUUUGUCCUACCAGUAUGUAUUUAUGAUUUAAAAUGUUGUAAGAUGCUGCAACCACACGAUUAAAACUUUGUAUUUUUUCAAAACUGUGCCUUCACCUUAAUGCAUGAUCAUGUGAGAAUGUGCUACAAUAUUGUCAAGAAGGGAUAGUGAGGUUUUAUGUUUGUUUAAAUGUCAUGGUUUAGUCUGACACAAAGUCACACUUUUGUAUUCACCCGUUUGUCACAUUGUGCAGUCUCUCUUGUCAUUGUAGUGUAUUCUGGGAGGAAAAUCCUGGAACAUUGGUUUUAUUCAACGAGACAAAUGAUGACUAGUGUGCACCACACUAUUUUGUAAAGGUUGUCCAAGUGUUACGGUUGACUUAUUUUAGGUUUGUUUUUAAAAAUAAAAUACUGCCAUGGUAUAUUG
Messenger RNA from Notothenia coriiceps (black rockcod), 2104 nucleotides. RefSeq names its product syntaxin 4 (gene stx4). The record is from RefSeq and is a predicted model, not a curated record. Gene Ontology annotation, molecular function: SNAP receptor activity; SNARE binding. Gene Ontology annotation, cellular component: endomembrane system; SNARE complex; plasma membrane. Lineage: Eukaryota; Metazoa; Chordata; Actinopteri; Perciformes; Nototheniidae. Gene Ontology annotation, biological process: intracellular protein transport; vesicle fusion; exocytosis. Bases 175 to 1068 code for a protein of 297 amino acids. The transcript is spliced from 10 exons.